GGCGGGCGCUUCACCAGCUGUGCCCCCCACGCGCCCCUGUGCCCCCCACUUCAGAUUCCAGCCAGAGCUGCGGGUCCUCGAGCUCCGCACAACUUCCGUCCGCCUGGGCCACCAGUCAGAGGCUCCCACAGCCCCCUCCUCGGGUUCGGCUGAUUUGCCAGCGUGGCUCACAGAACUCAGACACUUGUGCUAAAGGAGACCAGAGAGGAUCCAGGCUUCUUGCGUCCAGUACCGCUUGGUGGUCCGCGACGUGCACACCCUCCAGGUCCUUCACCUGUACACGUGCCUGGACCAGAUCCAGCACAUCGAGUGGUCGGCGGACUCCCUCUUCAUCCUGUGCGCCAUGUACAAGCGGGGGCAGGUUCAGGUGUGGUCCCUGGAGCAGCCGCAGUGGCACUGCACGAUCGACGAGGGCUCGGCCGGGCUGGUGGCCUCCUGCUGGAGCCCCGACGGCCGCCACAUCCUCAACACGACCGAGUUCCACCUGCGGAUAACUGUCUGGUCCUUGUGCACAAAGUCUGUGUCUUACAUCAAAUACCCCAAAGCCUGUCAGCAGGGGGUCUCCUUUACCCGGGACGGCCGCUACAUGGCGCUGGCGGAGCGGCGCGACUGCCAGGACCACGUGAGCGUCUUCGUCUGCAGCGACUGGCAGCUCCUGCGGCACUUUGACACAGAGACCCAGGACCUCGCAGGGAUCGAGUGGGCCCCAAACGGCUGUGUGCUGGCAGUGUGGGACACCUGCCUGGAGUACAAGGUCCUGCUCUACUCCUUGGACGGCCGGCUCUUGUCCGCGUACUGUGCCUACGAGUGGUCCCUGGGCGUCAAGUCUGUGGCCUGGAGCCCCAGCAGUCAGUUCCUGGCCAUCGGAAGCUAUGACGGGAAGGUGCGCAUCCUUAAUCACGUGACUUGGAAAAUGAUCACAGAGUUCGGGCACCCAGCCACCAUUAACAAUCCCAGAAUAGUCGUGUACAAGGAAGCCGAGAAGACUCCGCGGCUGGCGCCGGGCCGCCUGGCCUUCCCCCCGCCCAGAGCAGCGGCCGGCGUGGCCUCCCCCGCGGAGACCAAGUAUGAGAUCGCCUCCGUGCCAGUCUCCUUACAGACCCUGAAGCCUGUUGCCGACAGAGCGAACCCGAAAAUCGGCAUCGGAGCGCUGGCCUUCAGCCCGGACAGCUACUUCCUGGCGACGAGAAGCGACAGUGUCCCGAACGCCGUCUGGAUCUGGGACAUUCAGAAGCUGAGGCUCUUCGUGGUGCUGGAGCAGCUGUCCCCCGUGCGCUCCUUCCAGUGGGACCCGCAGCAGCCCCGGCUGGCCAUCUGCACGGGAGGCAGCAAGGUGUACCUGUGGUCGCCAGCAGGCUGCGUGUCCGUGCAGGUGCCUGGGGAAGGUGACUUUCAGGUGCUUUCUCUGUGCUGGCAUUUAAACGGGGACUCACUGGCCCUCCUCAGUAAGGACCACUUCUGCCUGUGUUUCCUGGAAACUGAGGACAGGGGUGGCACGGCCUUUGGACGGCCAGGUGACCACACGUAGGACCUGCGAGUGCCCAGGCCCGGCCGAGAUGAGAGAACACCGCGGCACGUGGCAGCUACGGGGAAGGUGCGGGGCUUCUGGGGGGCGGGGGGUGUUCCCCAACAGUGGCCCAGAUGAAAUGACCGGCUUUUAUUUUUAUAUAGCAUUCCUGUAAAUAUGUAUGGUAUGAAACUAAUUUUUAUUUAAAAUAAACAUUUGCUAACUCA
Molecule: messenger RNA, 1734 nt
Organism: Leopardus geoffroyi (Geoffroy's cat)
Lineage: Eukaryota; Metazoa; Chordata; Mammalia; Carnivora; Felidae
Gene: WRAP73
Product: WD repeat containing, antisense to TP73
Exons: 12
Coding region: 344-1528 (394 amino acids)
Biological process (GO): protein localization to mitotic spindle pole body; mitotic sister chromatid segregation; microtubule anchoring at mitotic spindle pole body
Cellular component (GO): microtubule organizing center; mitotic spindle; MWP complex
Molecular function (GO): protein binding
Source: RefSeq, a predicted model, not a curated record